Molecule: messenger RNA, 1335 nt
Organism: Cordyceps militaris CM01
Lineage: Eukaryota; Fungi; Ascomycota; Sordariomycetes; Hypocreales; Cordycipitaceae
Product: CUE domain protein, putative
Exons: 4
Coding region: 1-1335 (444 amino acids)
Biological process (GO): ubiquitin-dependent protein catabolic process
Cellular component (GO): cytoplasm
Molecular function (GO): ubiquitin conjugating enzyme binding; ubiquitin binding
Source: RefSeq, a predicted model, not a curated record
AUGGCGUCUACCACAGCAGAGACGGUGAGGGACAAGCCCUCCAAGCCUACCGUACAGGACGUUCCCGAAUCACCCACCACAGCUCGCCCCCUCGAGAUGGACGACGACGACGUGCAGGACACGAGCAUCGUCGCCAACGACGCGACGGCCACACCUACCAAGGCUACGGCUGCGGCUACGGCUGCGACGAAACUAACAGUCCCCGAAAGCCAGGUCUCUACAGGCGAAGCCCACACUGCGGCGCCUGGCGACACGGAAGCUCCGCCCGCGAAGCCUCCCCGUCCCAUGUCGGAAGCGCAGAAGAAUGAGAUUAUCCUAAAGGAAGCUUUCCCAUCAGUGGACCAGGGCAUCAUCAAAGCUGUCCUGAGAGCAAGUGCUGGAAAGGUUGAGCCAGCUUUCAACGCUUUGCUGGAGAUGACCGACCCCGACGCUGUACAGAACGAGCCUGAAGAACAGCCGCCAGCGCGCCCUCCUCGUCCGGAGGGACAGGCCCCCAUCUCGCAACUCGAGGCUGACGAGCUCUAUGCUCGCCAGCUGGCUGAACAUUACGACAACGUCGGUGCUUACGAGGCCCGCACCUCGAGCCUGAACCGCGACGGCCGACCGCGCAACCCUGGGGAUGACGACCGUGAGCACAGCUUUCUCGACGACGACCUCCCCGUGAUCCGAGAGAACCUGCGCAAGGGAUUCAUUGACACGCAAACAAAGGUCAAUGGCUGGAUUGCUGGGAUAAGAAAGAAGCUGGAAGAUAGCUUUGACGAGACGGAAGAGCGGACACAGAGUGAGGGCCAGCCCUUCCGACGCCAAGGCGAGGCAAGCCGUCGGAGCGGCGACUACGACCGCUACGAUGCAGACCCGCAGGUUCUCAGCGAUGACUUCGCCGGUAUGCGAUUCUCGUCGGAUGGCCAUCCCACCAACCACCCGUUGUCGAACCAGGGUCUGCACCGACCUCCACCCCCGUCAAAAUCACCCAGACCCGAUGGCCGAAGGGUCGGCUUCAAGGAAGGACAUGAGGAGAUCAACAUGUACGACUCAUCACCCAAAGUGCCACCCAAGGAUAACCCGGCGGCGGUCAGCAAGGCCAGCAAGUGGCAGCCGCUGUCCACCGUGGAGCCUGAGCCUAUCACGGACAACGAUCCUUUCAGCCUAGGCGACAGCGAGGACGAGAAGGAGGCCAAAGAGACGAAGUCUAAGGAAACCAAGGAGGACAAGGAUGGCGGGGCGGCAAAGGUCGACGAGACAGCGGAGCGCGUGAAGAAGGCGACGGCCGAGGCCAUGGCGGACAGCUUAGCUGAACCAACCAAGGCAGAAGAGGCCGCGGCCAAGAAGAACUGA